Danio aesculapii is the source of this 3183-nucleotide messenger RNA. RefSeq names its product zinc-activated ligand-gated ion channel. Bases 95 to 1411 code for a protein of 438 amino acids. Gene Ontology annotation, molecular function: extracellular ligand-gated monoatomic ion channel activity; transmembrane signaling receptor activity; neurotransmitter receptor activity. Gene Ontology annotation, cellular component: membrane; synapse; neuron projection. NCBI's taxonomy places the organism in Eukaryota, Metazoa, Chordata, Actinopteri, Cypriniformes, Danionidae. Gene Ontology annotation, biological process: nervous system process; chemical synaptic transmission; regulation of membrane potential. The record is from RefSeq and is a predicted model, not a curated record. The transcript is spliced from 10 exons.
ACAGCAUUUAAAAAGCCCACUGAUUCUUAUUUAUUACAAAAGCUGACCGCUGAAAUUCAUUUUGUUUUUCGAGCUGACUAGUAGAGACACUGAAAUGUUGCUUCAACGCAUGUUCGCUUUGUUGUUCCUCAUCUCUUCAAGUCCGAUUGUGUUGACAGACUGGUGUGAAGGCAGCUAUCGAUGUCUGGCUAAUUAUAUAGUUGCUAAGAAUAUAAAAACUCCACCACAGGAGAUAGGAUGUUUUUUUUCAGUAAUAAUUACUUCACUGCAAUACGAGACAUUGUCUUUUGAUACAAAAGACCUGCAAAUGAGUAGUCGUGUCAAAAUAAACAUGAGGUGGACGGACUUAGCGCUACAGUGGACAGAAGAAACAUCUGUUGCUAGAGAAAUUAUAUUACCAGUCGACAAAAUCUGGACCCCUGGGCUAGUUUUGGAUAAUGCGAUAGAUGCAACCACAAAGCCAUACACUGAUGAUGUAGUUGUGAGUAGUGAUGGAACUGUGAACCAUGCUGUUAUUCUGCUCAUAGCAGUGAACUGUGAUAUCAAGCUAUUCACCUAUCCCUUUGUGAGCGGGCAAUGUCUUGUGGCCAUCAAUGGUUGGAGAAAUGGUGAUUGUGGGAUUAUAUUACAAUAUCCUCGAAGUGUAACUACGUUGGGAGGAAGUCUAAGUGGAGAGUGGAUGACUGAGAAAGUGGAAAUAGCAAAAGAGAGUGACAUGGAAAACCGCAAAUAUCUUUUGGUCACUUUAUCUAUCAAUCCCUUCAGUGCAGUUGUGACCCUGAUACUACCCAGUGCACUAAUAAUGCUCGCUGAUCUGGUGAGCUUUUCUCUGCCAGUUCAAGGAGGAGAACGCAACAACCUUAAGGUCACCUUGGUGCUGAGCUUCACAAUGUUUCUCUUCAUCCUCAAUGAUCGUCUGGCAAGUGGUGGGGAAUGCACCCCUCUCCUCCAUUAUCACUUCUGCUUCUGUCUGGUUAACCUGGUACUCAGCAUGGUGAUGUCUUUAGUGCUGACACAUCUGACGACUGCUGACAACUUCUUGACUUUUAAAUGUUUAAAGAGAUUCAGAAGACAAAAUAUCCAUCUGGAACAAAGAGAAGCAGAUGCUGGCAUGAAAAAACAGUCAAGUGGUUCAGCUAAGGCUUCGCUACAAAAAAUUGUUAACUUUCUGGAAAACGUGGAGCAAAAAGAGCAAGUGGCAAACAGCAAUGAAGCUUUUGUAAACUACUUGGAUAAAUUCUGUUUUUGUUUUUUUCUAUUUAUUGACAUCCUUUACCUGGUCAUUAUUGCUAUUGUCACAAGAACAAACUUGUGCACAACCCAAAAGAUUAAGAUCUGGGAUUAUGAGCCUAUUUUCAUUGUCGGUGAACCCGAAUAUCCGCACAAUGGCACAGAAUAUGUAGAUUAUUAAAUUCCUCCUCCAGUGGUUUGAUGCAUGAAACAAAAUUUGAUAUUGUUAUACAUGAAACUUUUUAAUUAUAUAUAUAUAUACUCUUUUAAAUAUAUAGAUAGAACUCUUUUAAAUAUAUAUAUUUUUAAAUUUAGAUAUUUAAGUGAUUAUUUAAGUGUUGAUAGAACAUGAUUGCUGAACAUCUGCUGUGAACAAGCAACUAACUUUUACUAAUCCCUCAAGAUUGCAAUUGCAAUCAGUCUGACUUUGUAAAACAAUCUUACUGAUAAGAGUUUAAUAUUUUAUUUAAUAUAUUACGGAAUGGUAAAUUCUCUUUUAAAAGUUUUUUAAAAACUCUUCAGAUUAUUACAGCACUGCUAGAUUUGAAUAGGAACAGCUAAUAUAAUUAUCACGUAUCAAAUUUGUGGGAUCAAGUUCACGCCUAAAGUAUCGUGGUCGCAGAUAGAAAAAUGCCAACACAAUCUCACGGCAAUUCGUAACUUUUUGAAUUAGUGGCUAAUUCGUACGAAUUCGUACGAUCUAAUUCGUACAAUUUAGUACGAUUUGCUCAUCCCCCAAUGACGGCUGGGUUUAGGGGUGGGGUUAGGUGCCACGCCUCCUUUUUAAAAUCGUACAAUUUCGUACGACUGAACUCGUACGAAUUCGUACGAAUUAGCCACUAAACUGUCAAAACGUAAAAUACUUACGUUUUCUCGUGAGAUCAGACUGAAAAUGCAUGUAAAUCCAAAAAUUGACAUUGUGUGUAAAAUUGUAAAGCACAACAGCUAAAACUAAAGGCAGAAUAAGUAACAAUGAGGUCGCGUACGAAAAGAUAAUGAACGUGUUUAGACAAAAUAAUUUUUUUCUGAUGAUAUUUGAAUGUAUUGUGUGCUUACGGUCUUUUCCCCCUAUGCUCUUGUUUCCACAUUCUGUACUUGAAUUUCCAAAACAUUGGCUAGAGGAGCAACUGUAAGUCUCGACUAGUGGACCAAUGAGAACGCAACAAGAACAAAGGGGAAAAGAGCAUGAGCACACAAAACAUGCAAAUAUGAGCAGCAAAACAGAUUUUGCCUAAAAUAGUUUUCAUUUUUGAUUCAUGCUUAUUAUCUUUCCGUACGCGACGCGUUCUUUCUUAAUCUGCGUUAAGUUUUCAAUUUUGCAUGUUAUAGUUUUACACGUGAUGUCAAUUUUUGGAUUUACGUGCAUCCGCGACCACGAUACUUUAUGCGGGAAUUUGAUCCCAAACAAAUUAUCACAUAGUUUAAUUCAUGACACAGACAAGGAGUGAAAUUUUAUAUACAAUUUUUAAUUUCAUCAAUGCUUAGCCAGCAGUGGUUAUAAUUAAUAACUAGAUUGAUAGAGUUAUGAAAAUGUUAUAAAUGUUAUAAAAAUAUAGCACAGUGAGAACAUGCAAACUCUCCACAGAAAUCCCAGCGACCUUACUGUGAGGCAACAGCGGUCACCACAAGAUAUUCAAUAUGCUAUAUUUGAUUAACAUGAUUUCCACAAAGGCUGAAACUGCUUGUUAGCAUCCAGUGUUCAUCAUCAGCACUCAAUUAAUUAAUCACAACAAUUUAAUUUAGCACUGUAAACAACUUAAUUGGACACUGGAGAUAUUACUGUGUAUAUAAACUAACUAUUUUAUGCUUCUGGGCGUUUUGGGUGGAGGGCUUCUAAUUACAUUACCAAUGUAAUAGUUUUAUUCAUGUAAUAUUAUUACUUAUUGAAUUAUUAAAUUGUUUCAUUAAUACAGUAGUUCAUUAAAAGCUAAAUAUUGGGGUUCUGUUACAUUA